Alnus glutinosa is the source of this 1036-nucleotide messenger RNA. RefSeq names its product (+)-neomenthol dehydrogenase-like. The record is from RefSeq and is a predicted model, not a curated record. The transcript has 5 exons. Bases 93 to 986 code for a protein of 297 amino acids. Gene Ontology annotation, molecular function: oxidoreductase activity, acting on the CH-OH group of donors, NAD or NADP as acceptor. Gene Ontology annotation, cellular component: membrane. Lineage: Eukaryota; Viridiplantae; Streptophyta; Magnoliopsida; Fagales; Betulaceae.
AAAAUAUUACAAGCCAUGUCAGCUUGUUGUGGGGCUGUUGUGAGAAAUGAGUGUAGGGAUCAUUUCUCAACCAUAAAACAAAGAGCAAAACCAUGACGAAGAGGAUUGCAGUUGUUACGGGGGCCAACAAAGGGAUAGGAUUUGAAAUAUGUAAGCAGCUUGCUUCAAAUGGGGUCAAGGUUAUAUUAACUGCUAGAGAUGUGACGAGGGGCAAUGAAGCUGUUGAAAAACUCAAUGCUGCUGGAUACUCCGAUGUGAUUUUUCAUCAACUUGAUGUUGGGGACAAGGCUAGCAUUUCUUCUUUUGCAAAUUUCAUCAAAACCCAGUUUGGGAAGCUUGACAUAUUGAUAAACAAUGCAGGGAUUGCUGGUGCCAUAAUCAACGCCGAAGAUCGAGAGGGCGUAAAACAAGGGUUUAAUAAACUUACAAAUGCAAAUCCUGGAUCCUUGGAGACAGUUUUUAAGCAAACUUCAGAAACUGCAUCGGAUUGUAUAAGAAUAAAUUAUUAUGGGUCGAAGCACAUGAGCAAAGAAUUAGUUCCACUUCUUCAAUUAUCCAAUUCAGCAAGAAUAAUAAAUGUCUCCUCUUCCUUCGGACAGCUAAAGCAUAUCCCAAAUGAGAAUGCAAGGAAGGAGUUAGGAGAUGUAGAUGGUCUCACAGAAGAAAAAGUGGACAAGGUAGUCGAAGGGUUCUUAGAAGAUGUCAAGGAGAAUUUGAUACAAGUCAAAGGCAGGGCUGCAAAUUUUUCUGCUUACAAUGUCUCCAAGGCAGCUCUGAAUGCUUAUGCAAGGAUUCUUGCUAAGAAGUAUCCCAACAUUGCCAUUAACUCAGUUUGUCCCGACUAUGUCAAGACAGAUCUUAAUCACAACACUGGGGUCUUGACUGCUGAAGAAUGUGCAAAAGGUCCUGUCAUGCUAGCUUUGAUGCCUGACGGUAGACCUUCCGGCCUAUUCUUUGAUCAUAAGACAGAAGUCUCAACCUUUUAACUGAUAACUAGUAAAAUAUAUACGAUGUAGUUGCUCAUUUUCAUGUCACA